This is a messenger RNA of Morone saxatilis (striped sea-bass), 2703 nucleotides long. RefSeq names its product phosphatidylethanolamine N-methyltransferase (gene pemt). The transcript has 7 exons. Gene Ontology annotation, molecular function: phosphatidylethanolamine N-methyltransferase activity. The record is from RefSeq and is a predicted model, not a curated record. Lineage: Eukaryota; Metazoa; Chordata; Actinopteri; Moronidae. Bases 149 to 862 code for a protein of 237 amino acids. Gene Ontology annotation, biological process: phosphatidylcholine biosynthetic process.
GGUCAUUAGGACAUGUGUAGUUCUCCACGGCAACUGGCGCUCUCUUUCACUGAAAAAUAAGAACCUUGCACUCAAUAUUGUGCAAUUUUCGUUAUCUCCCAGACACACAGAUAGGUGCUGGUGGCCUGCCAGCGGUCACUCGGUGUGUAUGAGCGACGGCGACGCUGCUGGGAACCGGAAUCCCGCUGGAAAGAAGCAUCCCGUGCUGCUCGACUGCUGCGGAGGACUCAACAACGUCGAUUAUUCGAAGAUGGACUUAACGUUCAUGGAAGAAGUCUUAAAACACAUCAACUUUAAUGACUCCAGCUUUUGUAUUGCUGUGAUCGCCAUCAUUUUCAACCCUCUCUUCUGGAAUGUGGUGGCGAGAUGGGAGCAUCAUACACGGAGACUCUCCAGGCUCUUUGGAAGCCCCUACCUGGCCUGUUACUGCCUGGGCUUCGUUAUCAUUCUGCUCAACGCGUACCGCAGCCACAGUAUAACGGUAGCAAUGAAGGCCCAGGCCAAGUGGGAGGUGAUGGUCAGGACAGAUGUCUUCUACACCGGCAUAGCUCUCAUGGUGCUGGGCACUCUGCUGGUGGUCAGCAGCUUCCUGGCUCUGGGAUUCACUGGAACCUUCCUAGGUGAUUACUUUGGCAUCCUGAUGGAUGAGAAGGUGACAGGUUUUCCCUUCAACAUCAUAGAGAACCCGAUGUACUGGGGCAGCACUGCCAACUACCUUGGCCUGGCACUCAUUGGUGCCAGUCCUGUUGGUCUCGUCCUGACUGCCAUAGUAGCCGUGGCUUACAAGGUGGCAAUAAGAUUUGAAGGACCAUUCACUGGACAGAUCUAUCAGGAGAGGAGUCAGCGCCGCAAGCAUGAAUAACCACCUCCCUCCCGGGCGCUUCCUGCUCCUGGUUUGGCCGAGGAUUCCCAUCCUGUCACGAGGACAGACAGACUGAACAAGAGACAGACUUACCGUCAGCCUUGAUCUUUAAUUCAUCUCCAGUGUGCAUUCAAAGGCCGCGAUCACACUGCAGCUGGAUUUUGUUUCCUUCUAAUGAAUGUCGAAGCUACAUAGAGCCAUUUCUGAUGUCAUUUUGGACCACAUGGUUAUGACAUACUUAAUUGUGAUGAGAUGAGAAGAUUGAUACCACUCUAAUAUAAUGUAUGUAGCUGGAGCCAGGAGGUGUUAGCAUAGCCACGCUACUAGCAUAAUGUUAACAGGCAAUUACCACAGGUGUUGCACAGAACUACUGGGCAGACUGUCAUUCAUAGAGACAUGGUUACAGUGUCCAGUCUUAAUGCUAAGCUAGGUUCACUUUAUCCUGGCUCAAGCUCCAUUCUUGGAGCCAUACUUUAUGCUAAGUUAAUCAUUUCCUAAAUCUAGAUCCAUACUUAACACAUAGAUAUGAGGGUGGCAUCAAUCUUUUUGUGUAACUAAGCAAGAAAGCAAAUAAGCCCAAUUUCCCAAGAUUUAAAAUUAUUGCUUUAAAGCUAGGUUAAAUUUCUACUGUAUAUAGAGAAAACAACAGUGUAAAUCACAAAGACAAUUUGCAGCAGAGAAUAGAAAACCCAUCCACCUUAACUGAGAUACUAUACACAAUUCAUUUUUCAAAUCUAUGUUAGGAUUUCAGCACAGGUUAGAAUCAAAGAAAAGAGCCAAAUACAUGCUUUUCUUCUAAAAAGCAAACCUACGAGAGAAGUUGGGCUCACCAGUGCUGAUGGCUGAACCUUUUAACCACCUCCACCUCAGUAGAUGCAAAGAAGAAAUAGAAAAUAAAUCAGUACCUAAAUGUUUUUAAAGUAACUUUUUUGUUACAGUUCACUUACUUAUUGCAGCAUUAAAAAGUAAAAUAUGGGUCUCCUGUAGAUGUAUUAUAGGAAACAUUUGGUCUUGUCAUAGUAGGAAAAGCACAGAUGUAUCUAAUAACAUUAACAGUGGCUUUGUUCUAUUUAAAUGCACCAUUGAGCUUUGCCAGUGAGCCACCAUGUACAAUGCCAGCACCCUGCAACGUACUGAUAGGAAUGAAGUCAUAAUUCAUUUGUUGAACAUUACACCUGUGUUUGACAAGGCAAGCUGCCUACUGUAAAAAAAAAAGUCCCAAAGUCAUGUUAAUGACCCAGUGAUGUUAAUGACUGUGAUGUUGGUUUAUAGCAUUCUCUAUAGCUCCUUGUAUUAUUUGUGUUUCUUCUCAGAUGCUUUUGUUUGCAAAGACUGAAAACCCGGUCAUGGUUUUUCACUAGUUCAUCACUGGCACAAGUUCCUGAUUAAUGUCAGAAACUGCAAUUCUUAUUGAAACCCCACAUGAUGACUAUAUACAAUGGAAAUACUGCAUACUGUGAGAUUUGAUGGUGUGACUGUCUGUAAAGUAAAAUUAUCCUGGAUCAACUGGUGGGAGUAAAACUUUCAGAGUCUCGUUCGAAGCUGAACAAAAAAUAGAAAAGAGUAGAAGGUCAUAAAGACCUCAAUUCUGUUCAGAGAAUUCUUCUUAGAAGUCUAAGAUAGCCUUUAACACUGCCAUUGCUGUAAUAAAUAAUACACUGUUAUUCAAUGUUACACACAGUUUUAAUCUUCUAUAAAAUGUAAACUCUUAGUGCCGCAUGAUCUACACCAAUAACAGUUUUAUACUGUACCUAUGCAAACCAUUCCAAAGUGAAUUAAACACACUACCUGCUGAUGUACUCGAUGUUAAUGGAAUAUUUUUUAUGCAAUAAAAGAGUGAG